Pelobates cultripes (western spadefoot toad) is the source of this 300-nucleotide messenger RNA. The record is from the annotation of a GenBank genome assembly. Lineage: Eukaryota; Metazoa; Chordata; Amphibia; Anura; Pelobatidae.
AUGUCCCAGAGACUGAAAGCUAAAGCCAGCAAAGCCAAUCAGGCUUCCUUCUUCCUGGUCCGAGCCUCGGUGCUGAAAGCCAGAGAGGGCCUUGGCCCUACACAAGAUGGCACUGACACGCUAUCCAGAGAGGGCUCUCCUACCUCUAUAUCGGAGGAUGGACCACUCACAGCCACAACCAUGCGGGCAAUGAUGGCGGAAUUCUACACGUCCAUUCAGGCCUCAAUACAAAACCAAAUCCAGGCUCUGACCAAGGAGCUGCGCAGGGAGGUGCAGGACAUUGGGCACAGGGCUGCAUAA